UUAGUAGAGUAUAACUUAAUCAUUUAAUUGAUUAAUGAAAAAAAAGCAUUUUUAUUAGUUAAUUCUCUAUGGAUUAUUUGUUAAAUAAAGUGAAAUCUAAAAAAAAAGUUCAAUUGUGUGUAAAAUUUCGGUACUAUAAUCAAGUAGCUACGUUACUGCCAUAUCACGAGACAUGCGCAAACAGCCUUCUUGCCGGCACAACAUACAUUCGUUUUGUUCGUUUUCACCACGUUUUAUCUCGAGGGCUUGAUUGCCAGUUAAAUGUGACAGAAAUAGUGUUUUAAUUUCCCAAAAAAGGAUAAAAGGUACAUAAAUAGGAGCUUUCUAUUGUUAACAUUCGGAAAAUCACAAAAAGAUUCAAACUAGGUAAUGAUUUUUGACAUCGUGAAAAAUUAUAAGUAUUAUUAGAAUCAUGUCAAAACCCUAUUAUCGGCAAAAAAAAAAAUAUGUUUUUUAAACGAAAACAUUCUAAUGCAUUUGAAGAGUCAGAACUUGAGUUACCUAAUUUUGGAGCGAAAAAAUUAAAACUUGAUCGUGAAAGCACCGAAAUCACCUAAUAAUGUUCCUGGCAAUAUUCAUCCUAAUGGUGCUGGAAAAUCGGCUGGCAACAUAAAGUCUGUUCCAGAAACCCAACACUCAAAGGAAAAAACUCCUGAAAAAAACUUAGAAGUUUCAGAAGUUUUGAAUUCGGAUUCUAAUGAGGAUUCUUUGAACAGUUCUGAAUUGAGUAAUAAUGGAUCUGAAAUUAGUUUGCCACAGAAUAAAGGAGCAUCGCCAUUAUUAAACCGUGAUGAUCUGUCGAUCGAGUCAGUAUCUGCUCGUGUAAAUCAACUAAAAGAAGAAUUAAAGCAGUUGAAAGAAGAUGUUCAAUCUGGAUUCAAAUCGAUUGAAAAACAACUUAUUGGAAUUAAGAAGAGUAUCUUAUAUGAUUUAAAUUUGAAAUUCGAACAUCUUAUUCAAGUAAUGUCGAGCAAUCUUACUUCAGCAGAGGAGUCAAAACAAAUGGAGAUUUUGCCAACUCUACCAAAAAGGAAUAUCACCGACUUUCUCGAGUUUGAAAAUCAAUUGUGUGCCGAACAAGACUUGAAAUCUCCAUCGAAAACAUUUAUGCGUCUUCAAUCAAAACCAUUGCUUGUUCAUACAAAUAUGAUAUGUACGAUUUUACCAAUGAUUCUAACAAAAAAAGUGCAACUCGAAUACAGUGGAUUUGGUCGUCCCAGUAGAAAAAAACAGAAAAAAGACUUUUCAUCGACUCAGACUUUCUGUCUUUUAAAAGAAAUUCAUCUUGAGAAGUUUUCCAACGUGCCGUUACAACAAUUUAAUAAUUAUAUUACCCGCUGGUUUUCCAAUGCAGGCGAUAGGGAGCGAGGAAAAAAAGACAGAAAAUCAAACCAUCCUGCAAAUUAAAGCUUUUAUGGAAGAAAAAACCGUUUCAUUUUUUUUACUUAAAAUUACAUACUUAAUUUAACUAAGUUUUUCAUGCAAGUUUUCACUGACGUACUAUUGUAAAACAUG
Molecule: messenger RNA, 1515 nt
Organism: Leptopilina boulardi
Lineage: Eukaryota; Metazoa; Arthropoda; Insecta; Hymenoptera; Figitidae
Exons: 6
Coding region: 964-1407 (147 amino acids)
Source: RefSeq, a predicted model, not a curated record